This is a messenger RNA of Debaryomyces hansenii CBS767, 753 nucleotides long. RefSeq names its product mitochondrial 54S ribosomal protein bL17m (gene MRPL8). The transcript has a single exon. Gene Ontology annotation, biological process: translation. The coding region runs from base 1 to 753 and encodes 250 amino acids. NCBI's taxonomy places the organism in Eukaryota, Fungi, Ascomycota, Pichiomycetes, Serinales, Debaryomycetaceae. Gene Ontology annotation, cellular component: mitochondrial large ribosomal subunit; ribosome. The record is from RefSeq and is a predicted model, not a curated record. Gene Ontology annotation, molecular function: structural constituent of ribosome.
AUGCCAUCGUUACAGAAAUUCCAUGCUAACGUUGCACGUCACGUUAAGCUGAUGGACAAAAAUUUGUGUGCCAAUUUAAUCCGUCAUGAAUAUAUUGUCACUGGUAGAACAAAGGCCAAGAGAUCACAAAGGAAGAUCGAACGUUUCUUGAGUAGAGCCGUUAGUGAAAACAAGCAGAUGUCGGAAAAAGAUGAAGAAUUCAAACUUAAGAACAAUAAAGCAUUUGCUUUCUUACAACCUCCAGAUAAACAAGAAGUCGGGUCGAAAGUGAUCAAUGACUUAGUGAAUAGAUACCCAAAGAGAACACACGGGUUCACCCGUAUUAUAAAGUUGGAACCAAGAUUAGGAGAAGAUAAAGCUCCGAUGUCCGUUUUAGAAUUGGUGGAUUCGGAAUACGAAAUAAAAUUUUGGUUCACAGCUAAGAUUGUUGCCAGAUUGGAAUUACAAGGAUUGGAAUUGGAUGAUUUGACUAAACAUACCGUUACUAAAUUAACACAGUUCCGUGUCAAUGGUGAAGAUAAGUUCCGUGAAGCAGUUGAAACUGCCAAAGUUGAAUUUUUCAAAUAUGAUCCCGAAUCUGGUGAAGUCACCGACGCUGACAUGAAAGAAAAUUUAAAAAACUUACCAAGAAACUUAGAAUAUAAUGGUGGUUCUAUGUCUGGUAAAUUAUUAAUGUCCAAGAAAUUUAAAACCAUUCCUAGACCAGAAGCCAAAAAGGUUGAGCUUCCAAAAUCACCAUUCUUGUCAUCCUAA